This is a messenger RNA of Drosophila willistoni, 2025 nucleotides long. It is a transcript of the gene Elp3, whose product is annotated as elongator complex protein 3. The coding region runs from base 58 to 1710 and encodes 550 amino acids. The record is from RefSeq and is a predicted model, not a curated record. Gene Ontology annotation, biological process: tRNA wobble base 5-methoxycarbonylmethyl-2-thiouridinylation. Gene Ontology annotation, cellular component: cytoplasm; elongator holoenzyme complex; nucleus. Lineage: Eukaryota; Metazoa; Arthropoda; Insecta; Diptera; Drosophilidae. The transcript has 4 exons. Gene Ontology annotation, molecular function: acyltransferase activity, transferring groups other than amino-acyl groups; iron-sulfur cluster binding.
GGCAAUAACAAAAACAAUUCCACACGUGCAUUAGUUUAUUUAAUUUUUGCAGCAAAAAUGAAGCCAAAAAAUAAGUUGGCUGUGGGAUUGAGCCGGGAGGAGCGCCGAAUUCUUGUUGUUGGCGAAAUCAUUCAAGAGCUGCUCAAAGCCCACGAAGCCAAGAAGGAUGUAAAUCUGAAUCGUAUGAAGUCGCUCAUUUCAUCCAAAUAUGGCUUGGACAGUUCUCCCAGACUUGUUGAUAUAAUAGCAGCUGUACCGCAGGAUGCCAAGAAGAUUUUGUUGCCCAAACUAAGAGCUAAACCAAUAAGGACAGCUAGCGGUAUCGCAGUGGUAGCUGUUAUGUGCAAGCCUCAUCGUUGCCCCCACAUCAAUAUGACGGGAAACAUUUGCGUCUAUUGCCCCGGCGGACCAGACAGUGAUUUCGAAUAUUCUACUCAAUCCUACACCGGUUAUGAGCCCACUUCAAUGCGUGCCAUCCGCGCUCGAUAUGAUCCAUUUCUGCAGACCCGUCAUCGUGUGGAGCAACUAAAACAAUUGGGUCAUUCGGUGGACAAGGUGGAAUUCAUUGUAAUGGGCGGUACAUUCAUGUGUCUUUCAGAGGAAUACCGCGAUUACUUCAUACGAAAUCUUCAUGAUGCCCUAUCUGGUCACAGUAGUGCCAAUGUGGCCGAAGCCGUUCGCUACUCUGAGAAAUCUCGCACCAAAUGCAUCGGCAUUACCAUAGAGACCCGACCAGAUUAUUGCCUAAAGAGACACAUUUCGGACAUGUUGAAUUAUGGAUGUACUCGUCUAGAGAUUGGAGUGCAAUCGGUCUAUGAGGAUGUGGCCAGGGACACAAAUCGCGGACACACCGUCCGAGCUGUCUGCGAAAGUUUUCAACUGGGCAAAGAUGCUGGAUACAAAAUAGUCGCCCACAUGAUGCCCGAUCUUCCGAAUGUGGAUUUUGAACGUGAUAUUGACCAGUUUAUUGAAUAUUUUGAGAAUCCUGCCUUCCGUUCGGAUGGCCUUAAAAUUUAUCCCACAUUGGUGAUCCGUGGAACAGGAUUGUAUGAACUAUGGAGGACAGGUAGAUAUAAGUCAUAUCCCCCAUCAAUGCUGGUCGACCUGGUGGCAAAGAUUUUGGCUCUAGUACCGCCAUGGACGAGGGUCUAUCGGGUACAACGAGACAUUCCGAUGCCCUUGGUAAGCUCUGGUGUGGAGCAUGGAAAUUUACGUGAAUUGGCCCUGGCUCGCAUGAAAGAUCUGGGAACUUCUUGUAGGGAUGUUCGUACGCGCGAGGUGGGCAUCCAGGAGAUCCACAACAAAGUACGUCCCUAUGAAAUUGAGUUGAUACGACGCGAUUAUGUGGCCAAUGGCGGCUGGGAAACAUUUUUAUCCUAUGAAGAUCCCGAACAGGAUAUCUUAGUAGGUUUGCUGAGAUUGCGUAAAUGUUCGCCAGAUACUUUCAGGCCAGAAUUAAAGGCUGUCCCCUGCUCUAUAGUCCGUGAACUUCAUGUCUACGGCUCAGUUGUGCCAGUCAAUUCUCGGGAUCCCACCAAAUUUCAACAUCAGGGCUUUGGCAUGCUUCUGAUGGAGGAGGCUGAGCGUAUAGCACGGGAGGAGCAUUGCAGCCAAAAGUUGGCCGUCAUUUCUGGAGUAGGCACACGCAACUAUUAUCGUAAAAUGGGCUAUGAACUGGAUGGCCCAUAUAUGUCUAAAAGUAUUGUCUAAUUAGAAGCUUUUACUUUUGACAUAUAUCUCGUUUUUAUUAUUCAUAUAUCUACAGAGUUUGCGAUGAAAUGUUAAACUAUAUAUAUGCAUAGAUAUAAUCUAUCAAAAUUAAUGGUCUCGCUUAUUUCGAAAUGUUUUGUGUCAACUUUAAUCAAGUGUCCUUCAUUCUUAUGCCAUGAAGAGCACAACCUUAAUGCAAACUCCUUAUAUAUCCUCUAAGCUUUCCACUUUUAUGGAGUUGUCCGUUUUUUUUUUUUAUAAUCCGAGAUCUAUAUAUGUACAUAUAUAUAAUAUAUCACGCUCUGAUCAUUAGGA